CUCUCCCAGGGCGUCCGGGGCCCAGAUUCGCACUUGCCGGGCGCCCCCAGGGACCACUGGCGGCACCGCGCUCUUUAAGGCCAACAGCCCUGAGUUCAUGGGGCUGAAAUCGGCAGAGAGAGGCCGAGGACCUGUGGUUGGGGCUCCCGGCAAGCGGUUCUCCGGGGUCCGAGGACACCGAGAGGCGGAGAGGAGGACCCUGGGGAAGGGGUGGGCAGCCGGGAGGGACCGAGGAGGCUGGUGCCCACCCUGACGCCCGAGGAUCAACGAGAGGCUGGGUCAGGGAAAGGCCGGGCGAGGGCCGAUCCCCCGAGCUGAUCCCCCAGGCCAGCUCUCUCCGGGCGGCGCGACCCCACACUGGACACUACCCGCCCGGGGUCGGAGGCCAGGCUUUUGCAUGCACCGCUCCCCGCCACUCGCGAACAUCUAGCAGCUCCCUCAGGAUCGCCCCCGACCUGCUGAGAUCCAGCCAAAGAUCUCCCACUUCCUCAGCUUUGCUUCGCCGGCAGUGCGUCCUGGAGGUCUCGCCCUGGCGCCGCCUCCUCCAGGCAGCCCUCUAGACUGCAUCGGCCAUGGGCCUGGACGCUGCUUCCGGGGCAGCCCCCGGCCAGGGUUAGGCACCCCCGAUUCCUGGAGCGUCCUAGGUGCCUCUAAACGCGUGGCCAGCGCAGUCUCGGGUUUCCAUGACGACGACGUCUGAUGGGGAACCCGGGCGGGGUCGGGUCGGAGCGCAUGCGCGGUGCGCGCCGGACGCGGAACGUCUGCCGGUGUGCCCGCGCUGCUGGUCCUGGGGUCCCUGAACCGCGGGCGGCCCCGCUCCCUCCGCUGGCCAUGGCCCCCCCGCCCGCGUGCCGGUCCCCGAUGUCACCGCCGCCGCCGCUGCUGCUGCUGCUGCUGAGUCUGGCCCUGCUGGGUGCCCGGGCCCGCGCCGAGCCCGCCGGGAGCGCCGUCCCCGCGCAGAGCCGCCCAUGCGUGGACUGCCACGCCUUCGAGUUCAUGCAGCGCGCCCUGCAGGACCUGCGGAAGACAGCCUGCAGCCUGGACGCGCGGACGGAGACCCUACUGCUGCAGGCAGAACGCCGUGCCCUGUGUGCCUGCUGGCCAGCAGGGCGCUGAGGACCACGCUGCUCCAUGUCAAUAAAUGCCCAGUGGCACACCUG
Molecule: messenger RNA, 1160 nt
Organism: Cercocebus atys (sooty mangabey)
Lineage: Eukaryota; Metazoa; Chordata; Mammalia; Primates; Cercopithecidae
Gene: NICOL1
Product: chromosome unknown open reading frame, human C4orf48
Source: RefSeq, a predicted model, not a curated record